Molecule: messenger RNA, 8674 nt
Organism: Lucilia sericata (common green bottle fly)
Lineage: Eukaryota; Metazoa; Arthropoda; Insecta; Diptera; Calliphoridae
Gene: ocm
Source: RefSeq, a predicted model, not a curated record
GUCAAGUGAAUUAAUCGAAGUUUUGUUGACACAUAAAAUUCUAUCGUGUGUGCAAAUUGUUUAACUAAAACUUUGAAAAAAGGUUAAAUAUUCCUUGAAACUGUAAAUUAAUAAAGAAUUUAUGUUAAAUUCUUUGCAACAAACCAAAUGUAUAACGCGACCAACACCUGCCACAAUUAGUCGAAAAUUGAAAACAAUGAUUAGACUAACAGAAAAUGACUGGCGAAUAUUUCGCCGCCUACAGCGGAAGCAUAAAGUCUCCACCGAAUUUCUGCGAUAUAACUUGGAAAAUAUCGAAAAGUUCAUAUGGUUUGAAACCUGGCCACGCAUAGUUAUUAAACGUUAUGCGGUACGCAAAGAAAAUCGUGUAUUCAUAAUAUACUAUCGCUUAAGGCGUGUACUAUUCGAUCAGUCGAAUCGUAAAAUGUUUAAGCGUAUGCGACAGAACAUCAAACAGUGGUCUAAACGUAUAGUGGCUUGGCAAAAAACUCAUUUAGGCAUUAAAGAAUACGUUGAAGAAGUGGUCUACGAAGAGGUGUCGGAAAGACAGAAAAAAGAAGAAACUGUUAAGGCAGCAAGUGCCGAACAAACAUCAAGUGGCAGCAGUGAAGAUGUUAGCAAACAAUUGAAACAACAAUUGGAAUUAUUAAAAAAUGGCAGGAGACAUCAGCCAUUAAUUACAAGCAAUUCUCAGCCAAUAGAAACUGCUACAAAUGAGGAGUCAGAGAACGAUGAAGAGAUCAACAAAGUAGAGAAACAAAAGUCUGAUAGGAAUAGUGUAGAUGAUGUUAGGAAAAAAUUAAAAGAACAGUUAGAUAGUUUAAAAGCUCGAAGAGAUGGAACUAACUCCUCCUUAGAUAUAAUGAAGUCAAAUGCGACUAGUGACCGAGAAGAACCGCUUGAUGAUUCAGCAACUAUAGAAACUUCAAGAGAUUGGCAAAUUAACUUGGAAUCUACUCCCGAGAAGCAAAUAACUACCCAGGAAAAUAUACAACCUGUGAAACAGCUGGACACUGAUGAAAAAACUGAAAAAUCUCACACAGAAAUCAGUACACAACAAACUGGUAAACUGGUAAAGACUGGUUUAAAUUUCUUAGACAUGCUUAUGUGCAAAGUUAGUGGCAGUAGCAUUAACACAACCACUCAAACCAGCAAUUCAUCAGCCAUAAAGGCAAAAGAAAGUCUAGCGAGAAUGCCAUCAUGUAGUUCACUCAAAGAGGGUUAUCAACAUCAUCAUGAACAUUCUAUGGAUUCAACGGAUGAAUUUUUAGGUUUUGAUGACUGUGAACGUAUACCCGGUAUGCUGAUGACCCCUAUAGUACCACAUUCCACUAAGAACAACAAAAACUCGGCGUUCGUAAGCGAAUCCUUGAACGAGUACAUGCGUGUCAAUGAUUUGGAAACUAACUAUAGUAUUGAUGAAGACAAAUCGGUAAUAAAGAGUAAAAUAUAUGCCAGAGAUAUGGAGGGACUGAUGACACCCAAAACUAUACCUCCACCCUUUGACAUGCCGGCUGUGCCAGACAAUUUACUCAAGUUUCGUACGGUGGCCGAGAGGAAACAAUAUUUGCAAAAGUUUUCGAAAAAUUAUCGCUUGGCCAUCAUUAACAAUGAGGCUAGCAUUUAUAGGGAAUUGCAGAGGAGAAUGCGCACCCAAAAGGUGAAGAGUGCCAGUCAAAUUGUGGCCCAGUCAACAAACUCUUCUAUGUCCUUUACACGCAACGGCUGGAAUGCAGCUUCUUUCAUAAACACUGAAUUUAAUAAAUACUAUUAUCAAAUUUUAGAUGUUGAUCACGGCUCUUACAAAGUGCGCCUUAGGGGAGCACGUGGCAAUAAUGAAGAAUUUCAUAAGACCCCUUAUGUUAGCCGUGCCAUUAAACCGCCCAAAGAAUGUCCUGAACAUUGUGCAGAUGAUAGGGUUUGGCAAUAUUUGAAGCCCAUCAAGACGGUAGCAGAAAAAACGAAAAAACUCAACAAGGAUCCCCUGCCGGCUGUAUUUAAACCCUGUCCCUUGUCCCAUAAGACCUUCCAGAAACCUUUAGAUGAUGAUACGGCAGCUUUGCUUUUGGCCGGUGGCAGUAUGGCUGUGGUUCGUAUGCCCACUGUUGAAUUAGAAGUUUUUCCUGAGUAUGGCAAACCUUUACAUGAAAUAGCCAAACGUUAUUUACAAUAUAUUUUGCCUCAUCAUGAUAUUUCCAGAGAAUGGGCGGAAUUUAGUGUUUCGACACUGCAACAACCCAAAUCGCUUAAAGAAGUGGAACAAGCAGCGGCCAAGACUUUCACUACGCCAGACUUGAGAAAAUCCUAUACGUUUGUAAUACCAUAUCUCAACGAUCGUAAUCAUAUAUUGGUACGACGUGUUGUUGAUCGUUCGGAGAAGUUAGAUCAAUCGUUUGAAAAAUGUUUGGAAGAUAGAGAAUUGGUGCCAAAAACUGAUUUUUCUUUUCGUCAAAACUUGGAUCAAACUGAUGAUGUACUUUUAGAAUGUGCCGAUGUGGUUAGCGAUAUGAUUAAUACCGUGGCCAUAAGUUGUAGUGAGAACUCUUUUAUUAAAACUGAUCCAGAUGGUGUGAACAAUGGCGAAGCUGUAAAUAGUUUAAGGAAAACCAAUAACAAACCGGAUUCCAAUCAUUUUGAAAGACCAGCAACAGUUGCUUCAGCAGCAGCAGUAGCCGGUAAUAUGAAAAAGCAUAAGAAACAAAAUAGUUUAUUAUUGGAACUUAAACGUCUUAAUGCCACCAUUAUAGAUGCAGCCGUUAAACCCGGAAAUGAUAAAAAACCUUGUUCCAAAGAGUAUUGUCAAAUGGGUUGUAUUUGUGUAAGUCUGGAAGAAACAGCACCAAUGCGUGAACACUGCGGUAAGACAAAAUGCAUGUUGGAGUGUACUUGCAAGUCAACAGCUCAAUCACGUAUAAUGCGUCUCGAGACAGAUGGUCGUACACUUACCACUGAGGAUGCCUUUAUGUUGCGCCGCAAAGCCACCGCCCGUUUAGCACGCAUGGAAAAGGAAUUUACCUCUACGGUGGUACUCACAGAAAAUGAAACUCUACUCAUUAAUGAAACAAACAAUGAUAAAAAACGACGCUGUACUAAAACACCCAAACGCUAUGAAGAUUUCACCGACACCGAAGAUGAACAGCGUAGAAAUUCACCGAAAAAGGCUGCCUUAACAACCAUAGACAAUGAAAAACAUUUAGCCAUAGAAAUCAAAGAAGUACACGAACCGGUCUAUGUUAAGGAUUCCAUUUUAGAACAAUUAAAACAUUGUACGGUUAAUUUAGUGCCAUUACAAGAAAUGGAUAAUAUAGCCCCCUGGUGUAUGGUGCAUAAUUUAUAUAAAUGUUUCUGCAAAGGUCGUGCAGUGGAGGGUAAACCGAUGAUUAUUGAAAAGGAAGAGGUCAAUACCACUAUUGAGCAUGAGGCUGAACAAAAAUUGGAAUACGAUUACAAUGUUAGCUUUAAGGCCAAAUAUACUUUCGAGAAGGUGGAAAAGAAAAAGAAAAAAGUGGAGAAUAAUAGUGAAGCCGAAGAAGAGGAGGAUAUGGCAGCUGAAACUGUUGAUAAUGAUGAACAGCAAAAAGAUAAUAGUGAUGAUAACGUUAAGGAUAAUGAGGAGGAUUGGAUUAAAGAAAGAAAACGCCGUAAACGGGAAAAACUUGUGGAAAAAGCAACAGCAGAAGAGAUAAGUCAAGAAAAGCAAAAAUCAGAUGAAGAUGUUGCUGAUGAAUUAGGAGAAGAUGAAUAUUUAAACGAUUCAAGUAUAAAAAGUGGUCGUAUAGAGAAAAAAUCCAGAAGAAGUUUACAUGAAGUGCGUAAACGUUUUUAUGAGACAAGGGAAGAUAGCUGCCGACGUCAUAUACCCACCCCCAGACGCAUGUUUCUCUAUUGUAAUCGUCGGCGCAGGUUAAGUAUUUUGAAAUUUAUCAAAGAGAAUGAAAAUGAACAAACUAGACUGCUACUAAACGAACAUGUUAUGAGAUCGGUAUAUUAUCAUAAAAUUGAUGCUGAAAAUCACAAAAAGAAUAACAGUGUUGAUGAAUAUAACCUUAAGGAACAAAACGAUGAUGGUGUGGUUAAUGAAGUGGUUGUUGAACAACAGCCUCGACCAGCAAAUGAAAUUUUGGCAACCAGUGAUAAAACACAGAAAAAGUUUUUGCUGGUCAAUGAAGUUGUAGAUCUUUUAGAAGAUGAUGAAGAACUGCCAAGCAGUUCAAGCGCUCUGCUUAAAGAUAGAGAUGAAAAUACUCAAUUAACUUCAUCGAGCACUAGAUCUUGCAGUUCAUUCGAAAAAAUUACACCCGAUUCGGAAACUACAGAGUCUACUAAACACUUCCAAAUCUGUUCUAGUGGUGGAGUUAUAACAGUUAAGAAAUGUGCUAACUUAACAGCAGAGAAAACUAAGGAACAAGAUAAACCCAUACAACCAGCACCAAAGGCAAUUGCUCUUAAUGAAACAAGUGCAGCAACAGAUACUGGAAGCUUGGAAGCCUUAAAACUGCCAAAAAUAUCAAGUUGUUUUUCACUAAACAUUAAAGCUAAUACACAAAAGCCUACUUCUACAGCAAAACUAAAUGAAGAACAAUCUUUAGAUUUCACCUCGGCCACCUCAGUGCACUCGGCUGCCUUUGCUCAAGCACAAAAUCAACAAACUGCAAAUGCCUCAAAUGCUUUAUUGGGGCCUAAUACUACUGCCAAAGAAUCGGGCACUGCUUUCACAUUGGACAUGGAUAAUGAAAAUGUUAGGGAUGUUUAUAAUAGUGUUAUUAAAACCAUGAAUUCUUUGGUUAGCAAAAAGAUGCAGGAUAUAGACUGUGCCCUACAGAGAGAAUCACACAUAAUACCCACCCCCAAUCCAGAUAUUUUAUGCAUCAUGAAAUGGUGCAACUUUCUAGAUGCAUUUUGCGAAGGUUUCGCCUAUGUCUGGCAGGUGAAAAUGAAAGAUGACACAUUUUUUGUGGUAACCAUACGUAAUAUGAUGCCUUUGAUUGUGGGUGCCAUGGGUAUUGUAAAUAUUACCGCUUUAAAGCCGGAUAAAAUGCCUUUAAUGGGCAAAAUGCUGUUGCAGAAAUUCCGCAACAAAGAAACCGAAAAAUUAGCGGUGGUAAUGCAGGGUAAAGAUUCACAUUGGGUGGUUAAGGGUUUCUUAAAAUCUGAUCCCACCAUGGCUUGCAAUAAACCUACACCAGAAACUCAUCCUUCUUUAACGAAAAAAAUCAAUGUUUUAUGUUCGCUGCUGGUCAAGCAGAGACAAAAGGAACAAAAGAAAAAAGAGAAAGUAACAAAUCAAUGGUCGAGCACAAGCUCGCAAAUGAAAGCAACAAAAAUUACUAAACCAACGGCAACGGCAGUAACACAACAACCACAAAUCGCACCAAAAAUAGCACAGAUCAUGCCUACACGUAGAAUAACCACGGUGCAACACACACCCCCAACAACAGCAGCAACACCACAGCAAUUAUUAAAUCAAAAUACAACUUUACUGACACAACUGCAGCAACAACCGAAACCCAUAACGCCACAAAUCUUGACCCCAGAACAAGUGCCCGCCCAAAAUUCUAUAGAUCUAACACCAAAAGCCAACAAACAAAAUGACAUAGAGCCGGGCAAAAUAAUCGCUAAGAUAAACUCACGCAAACGUAAAGUCGAUAUGGCACAAUCGAAUAAUUUGCUAAAAAUGGAUUCAUACAGUAAAAUGAGUUCCAACAUCGAAUUUCGCAGUGUAACACAAAGUGAUCUUAAUGAAAUCUUUUUGCCGGAACUACACAAAUUGGAUCACAAAUGGUUGGUACUCGAUUUACAUAAUGAUUUCUCACAUAUAUUUGUACCAGAUUUUCGUGAUCUUGUUUCGCUGGAUCGUAUACAAAAGGUCAUAAACUUUGCCAGGCAAAAGAGUAAAAUUGUUAAAUUACAAUUCUUUCAAAAUGCUCCCUUCGAUGCUUUUGUUACACCCAAGUCGGGUAGAAAGAUCUAUUUUGGUCCUUUAACUAUGGAUAUGAAAUCGCCCACAUUAAUACUGUUGCAAAGUGUAGAUGGUCAAAUGAUGUUGAGAGAGCUAUAUCAAUUGCAACACAAUAUCGUAAAGAAGCCGGAAGAGAAGACUAAAGCAUUUUGGUUAAUACAUCUUAAAGGAAAGACACAAUUCGAGAUGAAUGUUAAUAUAAACGGAGUAAUAAAUACAAAUGCCGCUGAACCACUAUUGUCGAACGCAACAGGCACAACAAUUUCUUUACAAACUAACGACGUUAAUAAGGAAAUUAUAGCCACAACUGCUAAAACGGCCAAUAAUAUUAAUCAAGAAGUUAAUCCCAAUACUGAGGAAGAAGACGAUGAAGAUUGUAUGAUAAUAGAAGAUGACUCAGAGCAAAAUAUAGAAAGUAUUCCCAGUAUGGUGAGAAACUCUAGUAGAAUUGAUAAUCUUAAUAGUUUAACCGCACAAAUCAAUAACAUAACUGCUGGACCAGCCAUUCAAUCUAUUGUAACAUCUCAAGCUGUAAGCAUGGACACUCCACUGCACGCCACAUCCACACAGUCUUUAUUAAAAGUGCCAAAUACAAAUACCAUUAUAAAACCCUUGAACCCAACAAACACCUCGGCUCCAGUUGUUAUAAAUGUACCGGCAAUGUCGGCAACAAACAAACCCUUGCCUAUAUUAACUUUGCCACCAAAUACCAUAAUAACUGGAAUAACACCAGCCACACCACCCACGCUGGAGGUAACACCAACAACUCCUAUUAUUAAUUUGCCUACAAAUGCUGUCAUAACUGGCAUUAAGACAGCACCACCAGAAGCUCCAUAUAGUUCUACCAUCUUUAUAACAUCCUCCAGUCCUUCAACUCCAGCCGCUACAACUAUAGUAACAACAGCGUCAACUAACACUAUUAACAACCCAACAACAACAGUUUCCACAACUUUAACAUCACAGGCAAAUGAAUUUAACAAUAAAAAGACAAUGAAUAUAACCAGGCAAUCCUUAGAAGCGGGAGCCAUAAAACGCAGGCGCAUUUCAUUGUUUUGCUCGAAUAAAUAUGAUAAAAUGUCGGAAAAUUUAGCUGUCGAUGCGGUUAUUAAAAAGAUAUUACCUGAAAAUGCUGAAGAUAUACAAAUAAAUCCCUUGUCAGUAAGCGAGGAAAUAACUACUCCGCCCAUGUUAACUCCCGAAGUUGUGACAACUGUGGGAUCAACAAAAAUUUCAAAACUACGCCAUAUAGAAACAAAUGCUCUACAACAGGCUAUGGAAACAAACACAACCGCUACACCUAACACAUCUACCACUGCAGCAAAACCUAAGGCACCUAUUGUAUUUGAUGUUAAUUUUAUGGAUGAUGGUGAUGAACCGACAGCCUCGAUUCUUAUAAAACCUAGUAAAUCUGCAGCAGCUGCAACUGAAACCACAAACACAACAACUUUGCCAAUAACAAAUAAUAAAACUGUUACCAAUACAACAAAUUCUCUUAUUAGACAACAACUUAUGUCAACUACAGUUUCGCCAACAAAUCUUUCCACAGUUCCUGUUUAUAAAAAUAUUAAAUUACCCACACGUUUUAAUACAACUACAAUAGCUGUCACUAACAGCACAAAUACGGUAACUAUAUCCAACAAAAGAACAUUAAACAGUCCAGCUACUGGUUCUAUCAAAAGAACAUCAAACAGUCCACCAGUUACUGUGUCCAAUAAAAGAACAUUGAUUAAUUCUAUGCUUUGUACAAAACAACCAGAUAUUAUACCAACAUUUUCAACACCUAGACCCAUAGCACCAAAAACAAAUAAUACUUCCUGCUCUCCAACCGAUGAUAAUUCAAAUCCUUUCCCUUUUAGACGAUCGUCUGUGUCGCUUAAAGUACAGAAAAUAAUUAGUUCUUCUGCAGCAGCCACACAAACAUCAGCUAAACCCCUAUCCACCUCGGCUAUAGUGUCAACAAAUCAACCGACAUCAGCUUCACCUUCAACUUUAACCGUGCAACAAGUACAGGAAAUGUUAAAUAAACCAGCCAUAAGUGUUACUUCAAACAAAACACCAAUAGCAUCACCAGCUGCUUCACCAACAAUGCCCCUACAAAUAUUGCCUGCAAUAAAAGCCACCAUAACUCCAGCAAACUCUAAUGCAAUUUCGUUAACAUCAACAAUUAUAACUCCAGCAUCUUCACCGAUUUCGAUUACCCCCUCUUCUACAUGUACAGUAUCAUCUUCAACAACCAGCACAGCAAUUAAAACCGUAACCACCCCAUCUUCUACAGAAACAACUUCAUUGAAUCCCACCAACACUUUAACCAUAACUAAAGUACAAUCAUUUGGUUCUCCACAGAAACCCCACAAUAGCGAUAAGAAUUCACCAACGUUUACAAAUACUCCCAAAUCAAUUGUAAUCAAUGAUUUGAAUGAUGAUGUACCAACAGUACCAUCACCACCCUCUCACAUACAAUACGGCUAUAUUGUGUCUGCUACUCAUUGUAAUCAGAAGUUUGUUGCUAAACGUGUAGCCGAUGAAUUUUAUGUUAAAGUACCUUCUGUAGGUAUAUUGAAGUUACAAGGUUUGACAGCUGUCAAUAAUUAUCUUAAUAAAUAUAUUAGUAAAACUGGAAAGGAUGGACAAAAUGCAGCUGCAGUAUGGCAGUUUGUGGCCGCUAGCAAGGCUGUACAAAUGCAAAAUCAUCAAAAAAUCGCUGCUUGUACGUAA